Molecule: messenger RNA, 1474 nt
Organism: Postia placenta MAD-698-R-SB12
Lineage: Eukaryota; Fungi; Basidiomycota; Agaricomycetes; Polyporales; Adustoporiaceae
Exons: 4
Coding region: 47-1474 (475 amino acids)
Source: RefSeq, a predicted model, not a curated record
ACGUCUGGUCUUCUUACUUGGGUAGCACUUUCGGACAGACCAAGCCAUGUCCUUUUUCACGCGGCCCACGCAGCCCACCGAGGACGCCAGAAAGAACCUCCCUGAGUCUCAAGGUCUGUGUCGUUACCCGUUCAGCACCCAGGAGGUCGAAAUGCUGUCGCCACACACGAUCUCUCUCUCUGGCGCGCGCAACCGAAAUGUCUGGGAGGGAAACACAGGCUCCCGAAACCACAUUUCUCGUGGCAUCCGGACGCAGCAGCAAAACGAUCGUGCACAGCAGGCUCACACAGCAGCGGACAUUGUCUCAUUCUUGCCGGCAUCGAGCUUCAAUCCGCUGGCUGAACCCUUCGUUCCUGGAGCGUCUCGUAUGCACACUUUGGCCGCGACACCGGUGCCACAACCAUCUGUACAGCAGACUUCUGCGGCCACGGACGCCUCUCUUGUGAUCAGAUAUGACUGGCUUCCAAGCCUGCGACUGGGAUUAGCGGCCGUCCACCCGGAGUCACGGAGAGUCCUUGCACAGUCUAUCGUCAGACUAAAGCCGUGGGCCCGGGACCCUGUCCGCGUAGCCAUAUUGUCCGCCAAGAUAGCAAAGUGCGUCAUCGAGGGUCACUAUCCCAACAUGACGACAGUCGCGCAGUUCUCAAGCGAGCUUGACAAGCUUUUCCGGCGAGAGGAAGGUGGCCAGCUCGCGAUGUAUUUCAGACGCUGCCUUGAGCUCUACCUCUGCCGCUGCUUCGCCGAGUACUGCUAUCCGCUCUGUCAGCAGCCCCAUGAGAUAUACUCCAUGCGUGCGCCGGUUCGGUCUCGCGAUGGCGAGGUGACAUGCAGUAGAAUCGAGUCGGCGCUGGCGCUGGCGGCGUACGCCGGCGGGCUCUUCGCACAGGAUAUGAUCCCGGGCAGUCUCGCCCUCACUUGUCUGAACGCACUGGUCUCGCAGCCGUACGUCCUGGAGCAUUUGCAGGCGAUACACGCGCUCCUCUCACACGCUGGUCAGAAGCUGUGCAAGGCCGGCUCCCCGGAUUAUUGGGACAGUAUCUCGAGUGUGUCAUUCUCGUCGUACAUCGUAAUGUCUGGCGGCCCGACGGUGCGGGUGACGGAGUGGGAGAACGAGCCAGAGCCCGUGCCUAUGGGGCAGGGCGUAAGGUGGACGUCUGACAGCUUCUACACGCAACCUACCUGGGUACAGAUGGUCUUCGAUAACUUUGCUACCGGGCUUGAUAUUCAGCCACGAGGUGACGAACGCAAUGUCCGUGAGGUAGAGGAUUUGCGUGCGGUGAGGGAGCGCGAGAGGCCAGAGCUCGGGCGUCGGGCGGAGGACGUGGAUGAAGCCCUUGCCGUUGCGCGAGCCGACCUUGGACCCAUAGGGAACGCCGACAAGGUCGUCAUGAACGGGCAAACUGCAUCGCACUCGGUGUCCGAGUUGUCGGUGACAGCAGAUCUAGAUCUGACGUUGACAUCCCUCGCGCAUUGA